This is a messenger RNA of Penicillium soppii, 495 nucleotides long. RefSeq lists its product as uncharacterized. The coding region runs from base 1 to 495 and encodes 164 amino acids. NCBI's taxonomy places the organism in Eukaryota, Fungi, Ascomycota, Eurotiomycetes, Eurotiales, Aspergillaceae. The transcript has a single exon. The record is from RefSeq and is a predicted model, not a curated record.
AUGGCUUCUCUACGCAACGCUCUUUUCUGCCUUAUGGCUGCCUCUGCAACCGUUUACGCCGAGCACCUCAAGGUCGUUUGGUCAUCCGGUGACUUCUCAUCCAUUUCCGGUCCUGCCGGUGGCAACACAAAUGGCCACUACAGUGGAUUCGCAAUCAUCAAUGACGCAGGCGAUGCUAUCUACAACCAGGGAUUCCCUGACGACCACGCGCCCUGCUACAACACCGGCGACGGCCGCGAGUUCACCAUCGAGGGUGAUUGCUGGAGCACUCCCCGCAAGUUCAAGUGCAAGGCUGAUUUUGGAGGUCACCCUGACACCUGUGAGGUGAAGGAUGGCGACGGAAACAGCCUCGGUACUGGUGACGGAAAGACCGACACAACCUUCAUUGGUAUUGCCAUUGGCCAGGACGCCAGCUGUGUCGUUGAAUUUGAGUCCGACAGCGAUGGUUGCCCUGUUGAUGAUGGCAAUGGCCCUCUGCAUGUUACCUCAGGCUAA